AUGAAGGUAUCGAUAAUAUUGAUUGCUUUGAUCGUGGUCGUUUUGAUGGUUGUCGUUGAUGUCGACGGUGCUCGCCAUCGCAAUCUGCGCAAACAACGUAAUAGUCGUAAUCGUAAUCAGACAAGCGCGCAAGGUAACCUAGGAGCCUCUACUACGCAAGAUAGCCAAGGAGCUUCGACCACACAAGAUAGCCAAGGAGCCUCCACCACGCAAGAUAGCCAAGGAGCCUCCACCACGCAAGAUAGCCAAGGAGCCUCCACCACGCAAAAUAGCCAAGCAAGCAGCUCCACAGCUGCUGACCCUCCACCCGCCGCAACCAAUACUUUAUCACCGCCGUCGAACUUACUUAGCAACGAUAUUUGCAAAAAUUCAAAUCAGCCAUCAACCGGCGGUAAACAGAACAAAGGUGGUUCGUGCUCGGAUACCAUCCAAGGUCAAAUCCCUAGCGUCGAAAAUAUGAUCUCCACCAUUAUCACUAAUCCUCAAAAUGGUGAUACCAUUCCCGCGAAUGAACCUUUCAAUGUGUCCGUGCUGACCAACAAUUUGGACCUUGGUUUCUUCGAUAAUCCUCAAACUCAAUAUUACGCUUUUCCCCAAUCACUUAACGACCAGGGACAAAUUUUUGGCCAUCAACACGUUACCAUUCAACAGCUCAGCGGAAAUGGCCCACCAGACCCUCAGAACUUUGCUUUCUUUAAGGGAUUAAACGAUCCUUCCAACAGCGGACAGUUGUCUGUUGCCGUUGCCAGCUCGGCAGGUCCAGGUUUACCUCCAGGUUUUUACAGAAUUUGUACAAUGACUGGUACUUUCAGUCAUCAACCUGUGCUUAUGCCCGUUGCCCAACGCGGCGCUCAAGACGAUUGCAUCCGUGUCAAUGUCAAAUAA
Molecule: messenger RNA, 885 nt
Organism: Acaulospora morrowiae
Lineage: Eukaryota; Fungi; Glomeromycota; Glomeromycetes; Diversisporales; Acaulosporaceae
Source: the annotation of a GenBank genome assembly